GUUGUGACGUAUUAACGUACGGACGUUGGUUGAAGCGGAAAUGACCUGAAGCUAAGCAUUUGACAGCAUCAAAAUAUUGAAAUCCUUUCGUUUUCAAAUCGUACAAUAUAAGAACACAUAUCAGAUAUUCAGUUACACAGAUUACGUUAACGAUUGGGUACUUAAAUUGCGUCGAUCAAGAUGGAGCAGGACACCAGCCCAGAGUCUGUGACCUCACCUCCUCCAGGUGCUGCCGCUAAGUCAAAGUUGGACACAUUGUCCAAAGAUGACCUCAUCAAGUUUGCCAAGAAGCAGAUGGCUGCCAUACAGAAGAUGAAGUCCAAAUGUGCAGUUUUGGAAAAGGAGGUUGAUACUCUCAAGUCUCAGCCAAAAGGCAAUUCAGGUGACUCCAUCAUACAGGAACUGACCGAGAGGAUGAGUGCCUUGCUGCUGGAAAAGGCUGAGACCCAGCAGAGUGUGGUGUUGCUGCGGAAGGAGAAUGAGAAGGUCAAGCACCGGGAACAGGAUGCAGUAGGGAAACUGGCCACCCUGCUGGGAGAGUUGGACCAGGCCAAGGAAGACCACCAGAAAAAAAUUGCAGCCUUGGAGAAGAGCUUAGACUCAUCCCAAGCCAAACACAAAGAAGAAGUUGAAUUCUUCCAGAGGCUUCUGAGGAAGAAAGAAGAGAAUGACAGAGAGAAAGAGAGUGAAAUAGAGAAAGAAAAGCAGAGAGAAAGGGAACACACAAACCAGAGUGUAGAAGCCGUUAGCUGCAGCCUGGAGUCACAGAUCCUGAGUCUGCAGACAGAGCUCGCUGCAGCCUUGGAGCAAAGCGCCCAGGUGGCUUCAACGCUGCAAGAAGACCACCAGAGGGCGCUGACAGAGGCCCAGCAGGAAGUAGAGAACCUGAGAGAGGAGUUGGCUCAACAUAGUGUGCAACAUGAAAAGGAGCUGAGAGCUCUGGAAGAGGACUUUGAGAUGGAGAAAGAGAGACUGCUACUCCUCCAAGAGGAGCUCAGUGAGCAGCUGGCUCUCAAAGACAGCUUCCUGCAGGAUGUGCAGGAAGAAGAGGGGGAGCCUAGCGGCCACAGCUCGGGGAUAGCCAGGAUGUUGGAGCUGUCUGGUUUAAGUCUGAUUGAUGCCAGUGAUGGAGAGACAGAGAGCGGACAGCUACGAUCCGCCCAGCAAUUCCAGAAUACCAUGCUGCAAGACGAGCUGACCUUCCUGGGCAAUGUGAAGACUGAACUGGAGGCGGAGCUUGAGAGGGUGAGGGAGGAGUUUCAUACAGAGAAGGAGGAACUACAGUUUAAAAUCGAAGAGUUGCUGAUGACCCGGGAGGUUGCGACCCCUAACCGUGAUCUUCUGAGCCUGGAAACCCCUAACCGUGACCUUCAGGAGGCUCAAGCUUUCACUCAGCUCCAGCAGAGCGGCCCACAGAGAGAUUCAGUGGACGGACUACCUGCCAGUCCUGCUAGCCGCUCCAGCCCCAGACAGAGCCUGUCCAGCCCUGUCCCUGGUGCAGCCCACCAGAGCCUGACCCUGCAAGAACAGCAGGGUCAGGCUCAGGAGCUGAGGUCCCAGUGUGAGUCCCUAGACAGGAGCCAGGCGGUGGCUGAGUACGAACACACCAGAGACAUCCUGAGAGGCCUGGAGACUGAGCUUGGUCAGAGGACCGGGGACUUCACCAGACAGUAUGAAGCUAUGAAGGAACAGGCGGCUUCUGCAGUCCAGGAGCUACAGGAGAGCGUCAGAAGGCUUACUGAGGAGCGAGAUGGUCUGGUGGAGAGGGUGAAAGGGUUCGAUGAAGACAGAGACAGCCUGUUGGAAAAGGUCCAGGGCCUGGAGAAGAGGCUGGAGAGCGUCCUAAAGCAGACACAGGCAGCCGAGGGGCUGAAGGAGCAGCUGCAGACGUCUAUGGAGGAGAAGACUGCGUUAGCCCUCAAGCUAAAGGACUCAGUAGAGGCACAGACAGUGUUAGCCUCUGAGCUAAAGGCAUCUCUUGAGGUGCAGACAGUGUUAGCUGUAGAGCUAAGGGCUUCAGUGGAGGAUCUGAGCAAGCAGAACGGGGAGAUCCUCUGUCAGCUACAGAUGAAGGAGAGUGCUGUUCAGGAGUUAGAGGAAACAGUCAAUGUGGUGAGCACAGAGAGAGACAGAACACUGUCAGCACUGCAGGACAGAGAGAUGGAGGUGAUGAGGCUGUGGGAGGAAAGAGAGAGGGAGGUGGAGGCGAGUCAAGGCCAAAGAGAGGAGGUGGCUGAGCUGCAGGCUCGUAUAGAGGAGUUAGAGAAGGAGAGGAGCCUGCUGAAGAGUAAUCUAGAGGUGGUGCAGAGGGAGAGGUCUAAGACUGUGCAGGGGAGCCCAGGGGAGGAGGUGGAGGAGCUGCAGGCUCGUAUAGAGGAGCUGGAGAAGGAGAGGAGCCUGCUGAAGAGUAAUCUAGAGGUGGUGCAGAGGGAGAGGUCUAAGACUGUGCAGGGGAGCCCAGGGGAGGAGCUGGAGGAGCUGCAGGCUCGUAUAGAGGAGCUGGAGAAGGAGAGGAGCCUGCUGAAGAGUAAUCUGGGGGAGGUGGUAGGAGAUACUGAAGCUCUACAGAAAGACCUAAGUGAGAUGAAACUGGCCAAUGAGAAGAUGAGAACAGAGAACCAAGUACUACUGACACAGGUCAGCCAGGCUACAGAGACACUGGCAGACAGAGAGAGGGAGGAAAAGGAGGGAAGAGAGACUGCGAGAGAGGAGGAAGAACAGGCGGAGAAGGAGAGGAGAGAGCUACAACAGCAGCUAACAGAGAAGGACACAGUGAUAUCUCAGCUGAGAAGUGAGAUGGCUGGCUUACUGUCUUCAGCCCCGUCUCCUGUCUCAGAGGAGAACACAGCCAAUGAGUUCACUGAGAAAAUCGCCCUGCUGGAGAAGGAAAGCAAAGAGAAGGAUGAGAGGAUGAAUAAGAUCAAGGCGGUGGCUGUGAAAGCCAGGAAGGAGCUGGACACCAGCAGGAAAGAGGCUGUGUCUCUGAAGGAGGAAGUGGAGGUGUUGAAGGCUGAGAGAGAGAGAGUGACCAGCUCAAUGAAAGACAUCAUCCAUGGAGCAGAGGGAUACAAGAACUUGCAGCUGGACUACGACAGGCAGACAGAGCAGCUGGAUAAGGAGAGAGAGACGGUGGAGGGAGCUGAGAAACAGAUCUCCGAGCUGACCAAACGACUAAACAACGCAGUACAACAGCAUGAACAGCUGUGGUCGGAGAGGGAGGACCUGAUGACCGAAUUGGAGACUCUGAGGAAUACGGUGAGACAGAUGGAAGGACAGACAGCAGAACUCCACAGACAGACAGACACCCUGAACAAAGACCUGCAGGCUGAGCGACUACUGAAGGAACAGAAGACAAAGGAGAUGUCGUCGUUGCAGAAGGAGGUGGAGGAGUUGACAGUUCAGCUCCGGAGACAGAAGCAGCAGUCUCAGCAGACAACACAGGAGCUGGAGCAGCUACGCAAGGAGGCCCAGCAGAGCUCGUUGUUGGACAUGGAGAUGGCAGACUAUGAACGCCUGGUCAAAGAACUCAACACCAAACUGUCAGAGAAGGACGUGUGUGUGGAGGAGCUGAAAACACAGAUACACACACACACACAGAAAGAAGACAUACUCAACCAGGAGAUCGAGGUUCUGAAGUCCCAGCUGGACCAGGGGGAGGAUAAGAGCUCCAAGAUGAAACAGCUGCUGGUGAAAACCAAGAAAGACCUGGCUGAUGCCAAGAGACAGGAAGCCAUUCAGAUGAUGACGCUGGCCUCUAUGAAGGGAGAGCUGGAGGCACAUCAACAGCAACUAGAGAACAACAAGAUCCAGUGCUGUGACCUGACUGCGGAGCGCCACAGACUGCAGGAGCAGCUGAGGACUCUGACUGAACAACAGCAGAGAACAAGCAGCUCCCUUCAACAGAGACUGACCACACUACAGCAGGAGGCUAACACUGCCAGGGCUGAGCUGUCAUCUGUCACUGCUGAGUUUGACAGCUAUAAGGUCAGAGUUCACAACGUCCUCAAACAACAGAAGAACAAAACCUCAGCACAGAGCGAUGUAGACGCCACUAAACAGGAGAGAGAGCAGAUGGAGUACUUGGUGGACCAGUAUAAAGCCAAGCUGCAGGACAGUCAGCAGAGUCUGGCGGUGAGCACUGCAGAACUACAACAGCUCCAGAUGGAACAUGACACACUGCUGGAACGACACAACAAGAUACUGCAGGAGACCGUUGCUAAAGAGGCCGAGCUCAGAGAGAGAUUCAUGUCUCUCCAGGCUGAGAUUAUGUCACUGCGAACAGAGCAUGCUCAGACGGUGGGUCAGCUGACCUCGCAGGCCGUGGCCCAGCGCUCAGGGUUCAGGGAGCAGAUCCGCCACCUUCAGGAUGAACACAGAACUACAGUAGAGACCCUGCAGAACCAGAUGACCCGGCUGGAGAACCAACUGUUUACACUGCAGAAACAGACCAGUCCAGCUCCAGUCCAGGCCAGUCGUAAGUCAGCGGUGGACCGCCGGCCCGUGGACCUUGGGGGAACGGGGGGGCUGGGCCUCAGUGAUCUCCAGUCCAUGGCUCGAGAGGAGGGGGAGGGCAUGGAGACCUCCGAGACAGAGUCCCUGUCAUCCACAUACCUACCCUCACUGGAGCGACUACUCACCUCCCCAGACCCCAAACAGGAGCCGUUUGUGUGGCAGGUGGAGCCGACUAAAGAGGAGUUGAAUCAGAAGUUGACCACAGCUACACGCAGUAUGGAACACAUGAACAGUCUACUGCAUGAGACCGAAGCUACUAACGCUGUUCUGAUGGAACAGGUCAAUCUGUUGAAGUCUGAAGUGCGUCGUCUGGAGCGUAACCAUGAGAGAGAGAAGAGUGUAGCCAACCUGGAGUAUCUGAAGAAUGUCCUCCUGCAGUUCAUCUUCCUGCAGUCAGGCAGCGAGAGACAGGCUCUACUCCCUGUCAUACACACCAUGUUACAACUCAGCCCUGAGGAGAAGAAUAAACUGGCUGCUAUCGCAAUGGGUGAAGAGGAGGUGGGAGGAGCUAGAGGCUCAGGAUGGACCUCCUACCUACACAGUUGGUCAGGCAUCAGAUGAACACACACACAUCAACCAAUGUCCUCUUUCUACCUGCCUUCACUUUCAUAUGGUCCAUAUGUCUGAUCAACUGAGUAAUUAAAAAGUCUUAAUAUAUUGAUGAUCAUCCAUCUACUUGAAAAAAAGCCAGUAGUCAGCAAUGCCAGUACUCUAUUUUUUUAGCUGAUGGUACGUUACUGAACCAUUUAUGGUGGGUUAAUUCACCAAUACCUCAGUCAUUACUGGGAUUAUUUUUAUGAGAUAGAUUUUGUUGCUUUGUAACAAUCAAUUCCAAGCAACACUUAUGUUUUACAAUAAUUCAUGAAGUGAACUAUGACUCUUGUUACAGAUUUGACCAUCUGUUUUCAUUGCUCACUCAUCAUAGGUCUGAUACAGGGCAGCAGGUAGCCUAGCAGUUAAAAGGCGCUGUAUGGUCAAUCCCACAUCUACAUUUGCCUUGCAGCAUUUAUGGUGAUAUGGCCUCUGCAGAAGGCAGGUAUUCAUACUCCUUGCGCUUCGCAGAACUGUUGUGAAGGAAGUUGUCAAUGAAGUGAGUUUGUGUUUAUACAGGACCUACCGUCAACCAAUUAUGUCAAUGCGGAGCUAUACUGAGCCCUCCACAUUGUUAAUACAUUUGGGAGGCGCACGGAAAUGUGGUACGGAGCUCAGUUUGGCCUGUUCAUGCCUCCGGAGGCUCCGCAAUUGCGUCACACCCUACAUACGGAGCCUUUGGAUCAACCACAAAUUUGCUUUAAGUGUGUUGUGCCAGUAACCAAAAGGUUGGUGGUUCGAAUCCCCGAGCCGACUAGGUGAAAAAUAUGUUGAUGUGCCCUUGAGCAAGGCACUUAAUUCGAAUUACUCCUGUAAGUCGCUCUGGAUAUGAGUGUCUGCUAAAUGAUAAAAACAUAUGUUCAAAUUCACACCUAUUUAAUUUAUUUUGAUGUAUCAAUAUCACAUACCAAAGGAUGCUCUGGUAAUAUAUAGGUACAUAAUCUGUAAUUGGGAACAACUUAACUAUAUGUAAAUAUACCCUGAGUGUACAGAACAUUAAGAACACCUUCCUAAUAUUGAGUUGCACCAUUUUUUUGCCCUUAGAACAGCCUGAAUUUGUAGGGGAAUGGACUCUACAAGAGAUGCUGGUCCAUUUUGACUCCAAUGCUUCACACAGUUGUGUCAAAUUGGCUGGAUGUCCUUUGGGUAGUGGACCAUUCUUGAUACACACUGCAAACUUGGGCGUGAAAAAUAACAGUAGCGUUGCAGUUCUUGACACACUCUAACCGGUGCGCCUGGCACCUACUACAAUAACCCGUUCAAAAGCUCUUAAAUCUUUUGUCUUGCCCAUUCACCCUCUAAAUGGCACACAUACACAAUCCAUGUCUCAAGGCUUAAAAGUCCUUCUUUAACAUGUCUCCUCCCCUUCAUCUACACUGAUUGAAGUGGAUUUAACAAGUGACAUCAAUAUGAGAUCAUAGCUUACACCUAGAUUCACCUGGUCAGUCUGUCAUGGAAAGAGCAGGUUUUACCAAUAUUUUGUACUCUGUGUAUAUGGUAAUUACUAUGUAUUUACUGUGUAAUUACCAUGUUUUUACAAUGUGGGGCUGCGUCUUUUCCAAUUUAACCAAACAUGCAGAAAUGGUUCUGGAUAUCAGUGGUUGGGUAAAAUGCCAGUCUCUGCUUUGCUCUGUAGUCGUAUGGUAGUGCUUUAUAUCUGAAAUUGCAUCCUAUUUCCCAUAUAUUGGAAAUAAGGGGGCAAACAUGAACUGGCACAUCUCUUACCCAGGGUGACAUGCUAAUAUCAUUGUUCUGUAUCAUUCCUAAGGCAGCUGCUUCUGCUUCUUAUUAAUGAACGAGGGAGGAUUGGGGGGACCAGUAAUACAUGGGAAUAACUGAAUGUACUUUUAAUUAAUCACUAGGGAAAGUAUUGUGUUAAUGAUGAACAUUUUAUUUUAAGAGAUUUAUUAGGCUAUAGUUUAAGAUUAAACAUGGUUAUUGAUUUUUGUAGUACACUGGUGAGGGUUUCCAGUCCUCACAGUUUGGUUGAUGUCUUGUCGUAUUCUGGGUAAGAAGUGUUUUACAAAAGGACAAAUAAGUCCAAAUAUAAGCUUACGUUUUAGACCUACCAUUUUAUGAAGAGAAGACCUGCAAUAAGGAGCCUAACCACAAUCCUUAUUAUUUAACUGUGAAUACACAUGUCAAUUGAAAUAAAUAUUUACUGUGUUAAAGAUUUUAGUUGAUUAAAUAAAGUGAUCUGGAGUGAAAAUGUCCAUUAUAACACACACUCA
This is a messenger RNA of Oncorhynchus masou masou (cherry salmon), 7334 nucleotides long. Its product is annotated as GRIP and coiled-coil domain-containing protein 2-like. The record is from RefSeq and is a predicted model, not a curated record. The coding region runs from base 181 to 5073 and encodes 1630 amino acids. The transcript is spliced from 24 exons. Gene Ontology annotation, biological process: late endosome to Golgi transport. Lineage: Eukaryota; Metazoa; Chordata; Actinopteri; Salmoniformes; Salmonidae. Gene Ontology annotation, cellular component: Golgi apparatus.